CCAGGGGAUGCCGAGUUCCCAUUGGGAAUCGCGGAUCCUUCAGGGAUCCAUCAUGACGGCGACACUGGGAUCUCCGGAGCACACCUUCAUUGACAGGAUCACCCUGGCAGCGAUGGAAGAUACCGGCUGGUACCGGGUCAAUUACCAGCUGGGCCAGGCGCUGCCCUGGGGGCAAGGUCGAGGUGAUAUGUUCGGAUUAACCACGAUGUGUCACAAUGACACCUUCGGAUACUUCUGCACAGGAAGUGGCCUGGGAUGUCAUUACCUGCACAGGGAGAAGGGCAGGUGUGAGACCGAUGUGUUCCUGGACGGAUGCAGGAUAUAUAAACCGCUGCUCAACCAGAGCGAGUGUUGGAAAGUGGGGAACACCACCACCGGGAAUCUCAGUGCGACCGGGGAGAUUUAUGGAGACAGCAGCCGAUGUUUCUUCGCCAACUUGAGCCGGGAGGCUCCCUCUGCUGAGGUCAUCCCUCCAGUCGGACGCUGUUACCUUCAUCGGUGUCUCGGCCAGGACGUCUUCGAGGUCAAGGUUCAAGGGUCAGACUGGCUGCCCUGUUCGGCCGGGGCCAGCAUCCAGGUACCAGGGUACCACGGGCAGCUCUCCUGUCCCAGGGGAAGGCUCUGCCAGACGGGGACUGGCGAGGGAGAGGAGCGAACAACAGAGAACACCCUCCUGGGGUCCCCGAGCCCCGGAUCCCGGCCCCUGGAACCCACUGACAGCCCCCGGCCCUGGGUGAGAGUGACGGUCUGGUUGGCGGUCAGUGGGAGUGCAGGCUGCAGCCGGAUGGAGGACGAUGGGGAAGCAGAGGAGGGGAUAGGGAGCCUGGUCAAGAGCACCAACAUUCCCAGGUGCCAGGUGAGAGACCCCAGGCUGUGUAGCCCCUCGGAGGUUUGCUUCGAGCUGGUGGAAUAUUCCGGAUGUUGUCGGUUCACCGUCCCCUUCCUGCUGGGGCUCCUCACACACUCCCUCCGUCAGGGCAAGCUUCACCUCCUCACCACCCAGGGGAACUGUACCGCCAUCAGCAUCAGGUAAGGCUCCCUCUA
Molecule: messenger RNA, 1044 nt
Organism: Hemiscyllium ocellatum (epaulette shark)
Lineage: Eukaryota; Metazoa; Chordata; Chondrichthyes; Orectolobiformes; Hemiscylliidae
Product: ciliated left-right organizer metallopeptidase
Exons: 7
Coding region: 8-1033 (341 amino acids)
Biological process (GO): cell adhesion; proteolysis
Cellular component (GO): cytoplasm; membrane
Molecular function (GO): metalloendopeptidase activity
Source: RefSeq, a predicted model, not a curated record